AUGGCUCAAAACAGUAUGUACUCCUCCGGGCAGUUCAUGAAUCCGGGCCCUGCGCCUCGGCCUCCCAACGAUCGACCGCGUUUGAACCUAACGCCCAAUGCCAACCUUCCAGGAAGCAUGGCCAAUAUGGCUAUUUCGCCCAUUCGAAGUACCGCGACCUCGACGUACACCGGCUCGACUAUUUCGCUCCCGAUCGCCCGUCAACAGUCCAAUAACACCGAUGGUCUAGGCGGGGUCGCUGUUAAGAAGGAGGGCUGGGCAUCAGUCAAGGAGAGCAAGAAUUUUAUCCAACCCUGGAAGCAAAAGUACCUAAUCCUCCGCAAAGAAUCGCUCGAUUUUCACAAGACCGAAGGUGGUAAGGUUUCAUACACGCUGUACCUGAGGGAUGUAGUCAACGUCGGACGAGUCGAAGCCGCCGGCACUAUCUUCGAAAUCAAGCGCAAACCCGAUGGUUCGUCUAACAGCCCAGGAGACGAUGACGGUCAAACCAAAACCCUCCAGAUCAAGGUAAAGAGUGACGAUGAUUUGUACGAGUGGAUUGAUUUUAUCUAUGGUGCUUGCCCAGGCAUGGGUGGAGUUAGCAACCCUACUAACUUCUCUCACGCCGUGCACGUUGGUUUUGAUCCCAAGACUGGAGAAUUUGUUGGUUUGCCUCCUGAGUGGUCGAAGCUCCUUAACUCGUCAGCCAUCACCAAAGAAGAUUACGAGCGCAACCCCCAGGCUGUUUUUGAGGUUUUGGACUUUUACACCGAUCUCGCUAAGAGGGCCGAGAACCCCAACCAGUAUCCCAGCCUGACUCCUACUCCUCCUGUUCAGAGCCAAGGCAACAAGCAGCUUGGGUAUAACACUGGCGCCUCUGUGGCACCUCCUCGACCCGCGCCGCCAGCUCCUUCGCAACGCCCAGGUUACAAUCCUUCUCCCGUUCAACCUAACCCCAAUGCUCCUCGCCGACCUGCCCGACCCGAUGAGCGUCCUGUUCAACAGGACCAGCCGCAACAAUACCAGCAGCGCCAGCAGAUGCAGCAAAUGUCCCCCAAUUACGUUUCUCAGGACACUCUAAGAGAGGAGCAACGUAAGAAGCAGCUGGACGCCCAGAGACAACGGGAGCGCGAGAUCGAGGAACAGAACCGGCGUGAUCUGGAGGCUUACAAUGCUUCUCUUCCUAAAACUAAGGUUCCUCUUGCUCAGCAGGAGAUCGGUGGCGGUUACAGCUCAUCACCCUCUCAAGCCGAUCGCUUUAACCCCUCACGAGCAGCUCCUCCUGCACCAAAAGCGGCGCAGCAGCAAGGCGCUCUCCGAGCACAGAGAGCUGCUCCUUCACCCCCAACACCGUCCUCCCAGCGGCCAGCCCUGACUUCUCAGUCCAGCUCUGGUGCUUUGAGAGACCCCACCCAGGCGCAGCGAACUCCUCGCAACGAUAACGCCGCUCCUGGUUCAGCAAGCGCACCCCGUUAUGCUAACGGGAGCCAGUCAUCGCAGACUCGACAGCCCCAACAACAGACCCAGGCCUCCCGCUUGCCAGCUCCUGUUAAGCCUCUCAAUGUCGCUCCCAAACCUAGCCAACCUCAGCAGCAGGCUGAUGGUGUCAAGGCCGCAGAGGCCGCGUUGACUGCCAAGCCAUCGCCCUCAGAGCGCAAGCAGGACGUUAGGAUGUCCACUAUGUCUGAGAGCGAGGUCAUGGCCAAGCUCAAGGAGGCUGUCUCCAAGGACGACCCCAACAUUUCGUAUUCUAAGCAAAAGAAGAUUGGACAGGGUGCCUCUGGAUCAGUCUACGUUGCGAAAAUCAAAGAGACAGCCGUGGGUAUUGCCCGCGACGUCCUACGUGCCCAGGGCCCACGGGCCCAGGUUGCCAUCAAACAAAUGGAUCUCGCACAUCAACCUAGAAAGGAGCUUAUUGUGAACGAAAUCAUGGUUAUGAAGGACAGCCGGCACCGCAACAUUGUCAACUUCCUAGAUGCUUUCCUGCGUAACAACAACGCAGAGCUCUGGGUCGUUAUGGAGUUUAUGGAGGGUGGUGCUCUCACUGAUGUGAUUGACAACAACCCCUCAAUUUCUGAGGAGCAGAUUUCAACUAUUUGCCACGAGACUUGCCGCGGACUGCAACACUUGCAUGCGCAAAAUAUUAUUCACCGUGAUAUCAAGAGUGACAAUGUUCUACUGGACGCUCGCGGAAAUGUCAAAAUUACCGAUUUUGGAUUUUGCGCCAAACUCACAGAGACAAAGUCAAAGCGAGCCACCAUGGUGGGAACCCCCUAUUGGAUGGCCCCCGAGGUUGUCAAGCAGAAGGAAUACGGCCCUAAAGUCGAUAUUUGGUCUUUGGGUAUUAUGGCUAUCGAAAUGAUAGAAUCCGAGCCUCCAUACCUCAACGAAGAGCCUCUCAAGGCUCUGUACCUCAUCGCGACCAACGGAACUCCUCGGCUCAAGAAGCCCGAGAAACUCAGCAAGGAACUCAAGGCAUUCUUGUCGGUCUGUCUGUGUGUAGAUGUCAAGAGCCGCGCCUCAGCCGACGAGCUCCUGGCCCACGACUUUCUGCGCCACGGUUGCCCGCUGGCCAGCCUGGCGGACCUCCUGACUUUCAAGAAGCACGCCAAAUAA
This is a messenger RNA of Fusarium sp. VM40, 2595 nucleotides long. Lineage: Eukaryota; Fungi; Ascomycota; Sordariomycetes; Hypocreales; Nectriaceae. The record is from the annotation of a GenBank genome assembly.